AUGGCAGAGGGAGACUCCCACUGCACCAACGACGCUGCUGUGGAUUACUACGGCAAGAAGAUCGCGACGUGCUCGUCGGAUGGAACGAUCCAAGUCCGAUCCAUCGACAAUCCCUCUGAUCCCGGUGUGAUUCUCACGGGGCACCAGCUCCCGGUAUGGCAGGUUGCAUGGGCGCACCCUCGAUUCGGCUCCAUUCUCGCCUCCUGCUCCUUCGAUCGCCGCGUGAUCGUGUGGAAGGAUUCCGGGAGGAAUGGGCAGUGGUCGCAAAUCCAGGUGUUUGAGGAGCACCAAGGGAGUGUGAAUUCCAUCGAUUGGGCGCCUCACGAGCUGGGCUUGAUCCUUGCUUGCGGCUCGUCCGACUCGAGCAUCUCGAUCUUCACGGCCAAGCAAGGCAACGCGUCGGCUGCAUGGGACAAGACGAAGAUCGGCUCAGCUCACGAAGGUGGCGUCACUGCUGUUUCAUGGGCUCCAGCACUGGCCCCAGGCGCUCUCGUCUCGUCGCAACCAGCGUCACACAACACCUAUGUUUUCAAGCUCGUCUCUUGCGGUUGUGACAACACUGUCAAAGUCUGGAGGUUUAGCGAUGGAAGCUGGAAGAUGGACUGCUUCCCGCCGCUGUCCAAGCACAGCGACUGGGUGAGAGACGUUGCAUGGGCACCAAACAUCGGGCUCCCGAGAACUACCAUGGCCAGCGCUUCGCAGGAUGGGACGGUGAUCAUUUGGACCCAGGAUCACUCGGAAGCUGGCAGCGAUCAGUGGCAGGGGCGACUGCUCAACGAUUUCAAGGUCCCGGUUUGGAGAGUUCGGUGGUCAUCCGCUGGGAACGUUCUUGCCGUGACGGAUGGAAGCAAUGCCGUCAGCCUCUGGAAGGAAGUCGUGGAUGGGAAAUGGUCGCAACUUACGGCUCUUUAGACAGUCAACACCACGAGGUGAAUUUUUCCUUCUUGCUUGGCGGCUUUGGAUCGUGAUCCAAUUGGGAUGUUAUCUCCUUCCUGGAAUUGUUUCCUUUUAAAUAAGAUCCAGGUUUACUUUUUUAUCUUUUCCUUUCCUUGUUUUUUCUUUUUGGUUUUGUUUACAGACGGAUAUGAGUUCUUGUUGUGAAGAGUUCCGUAAUGAAUGGAACGAAAUGCCGCCAGUUUGUAGAAGAAAGUCGUAGAUGGUGGCAACUUACAGGUCUCUAAACGAAUAGUGGAUACACGAACACGCCAGAUGUUCUUGCGCUACCUCCGCCAGCAGUAACUUGCAGAUCUGGAAACUCAAACUGCACGAUCUCUGGAACUUACGGGACAUGGCCCGAUCGAUCCACUUGCAAGGCUGCU
This is a messenger RNA of Selaginella moellendorffii, 1319 nucleotides long. RefSeq names its product protein transport protein SEC13 homolog A. The record is from RefSeq and is a predicted model, not a curated record. Bases 1 to 912 code for a protein of 303 amino acids. Gene Ontology annotation, molecular function: structural molecule activity; protein binding. Gene Ontology annotation, cellular component: COPII vesicle coat; nuclear pore outer ring. Gene Ontology annotation, biological process: COPII-coated vesicle budding; protein import into nucleus. NCBI's taxonomy places the organism in Eukaryota, Viridiplantae, Streptophyta, Lycopodiopsida, Selaginellales, Selaginellaceae. The transcript has 4 exons.